AUGUCGGCGCAAGGAUACUACAACAACGGGCCUGCUCCCCAGUACCCGCAACAGGCGUACGGACCACCGCAGGGCCAGUACCAGCAACAACCGAUGCAGUACCAACAAGGACCUCCUAUGGGAUAUCAGCCGCCGAUGGGGUACCAGCAACAGGGCCCUCCCCCUAAAGCCAAGAAAGAUCGAGGCUGCCUCGCCAGCUGUCUGGCAGUACUCUGCUGUUGUUUCGUGUGCGAGGAGGGAUGUGAGUGCUGUCUCGAAUGCUGCGAGUGUGCCGAGGACUGCUGUUAA
Molecule: messenger RNA, 288 nt
Organism: Macroventuria anomochaeta
Lineage: Eukaryota; Fungi; Ascomycota; Dothideomycetes; Pleosporales; Didymellaceae
Exons: 2
Coding region: 1-288 (95 amino acids)
Source: RefSeq, a predicted model, not a curated record